Molecule: messenger RNA, 4232 nt
Organism: Phytophthora nicotianae INRA-310
Lineage: Eukaryota; Oomycota; Peronosporomycetes; Peronosporales; Peronosporaceae
Exons: 1
Coding region: 38-4027 (1329 amino acids)
Source: RefSeq, a predicted model, not a curated record
AACCUAACCUUCCAAAUUGAAGCCCAGCGUAUCAAACAUGGCGCAUGACGGGAGCAACCUGUUCCAGAUCCGCCGCAUCUUCGGCUUCCCGACGUCCGCGGCGUCGUCCAAUGGGUCGAUACCGGCGCUUAAGAUCGCUUCCAUGGCCGUUCAUACUCUGGAGAAGAAGCAGCUACUAGCGCUCGCCAUCAGCGAAGAGUUCCCCAAAACGACACCCCACCCGAAGAGCGACAGCUCGGCGGCCUACGCGGGCCCCGCAGACGCGAAAACCAACUUCCUGUUAGUCCGAACCAUCGAAGAAGAUCAGCGUACCCGCUUCUGGCGCUUCCCCGUGUGCUCCACUCCCAAACAACAGAAAGCCGGCAAAGCUGAAAGGCUCUCAGCCUUGGAGUUCAGUCCCGAGGGAGAUUGGCUCGCAGCCUUAUCGCAGCGAAAGAACCGACUGCACCUGGUGCCGGUAUUGACAUUAGUGGCUAAUCAGCGACGUGCCAUGCUGGACGCGUCGUACCAGCCCACGUCGCAUCACCGCGAGCUCAUGAACGUGAAUCAGGCAGCAAUGACGACGCAGAUGGCGUCAUAUCUUCGCGCCACCAACGAGUAUGGAGGCCUCAAUGGAGCUCGUUAUCACUCCCAAGUGGCAGGAGACGACGAGCAGAUGAGCACGCUCGAGUUCGCCCCGGGUAUUGGGAGCAUCACGUGUGUCAGGUGGUGGAGAUCGCUCAAUGGCAAGAAUUACUGCCUAGUAGGCGGGACGGAGAGCUUGAUUUCAAUUGUCAAUGUAGAGGAGAACGCGGAAGAAUGCAGAUGUGAGCUGGUGAAUGCAGGCACUAUUGUGAGUAUUGAUUUAAUGCAGGAGAACUUCAGGAAGGAACGCAGAACUUCCAUGUUGGUGAAAGCCAAGAGCGAGGAUAUCGACGAUAAGGAGAGAGAAGCAGGUGGAACGGGGGUGAGAUACUAUCGAGUUGUAUUGGAGAAGAAGUUUCAGGCAAGACCAAAAGUGUCACCAAAGAAGAGGACGAAGAAACAGGAGAACGAAACGACGGAGGGUGCUCCUUCGACGCUGAAAAUCGUGACGACAACUGGUGGAUCCUCGUCUUCGAGUGAGACGAACUUUACGACGACAAAUACUGGCGGAUCGGGCACGUUUAGUUUCUCGAAAGCUCCCAAGCUUGUCGUCAAGACGUUCCCACAGCAUUUCCUGGAAGACAUGGACUUCCGACCGCAACGCAUUAAAAAGAACUCGCCGCAAGUAUGUUUGUAUCCUAUCAACGGAGUACUGAGCUCGGAGUCGUCUCUAGCGCUGUAUGAUUGCAGCAAGAGGAAAGCCAAUCUCUAUUCCAAUUUUCAUUGGAGACUCAAAGGCGAGUACGAGGUCCCUGACCUCCUACCUGCAUCUUUCGCUGAUACCGGGGAGCUAAGUGAAGUUGAAAGCAGUGGAACUAGUGGCCAGCAGGAAGAAACAGAAGGUUCAAGUCCUGCCGAGGAAAAGGACGAGGUUGUGGACGUGGAUUUGACUUACUGUUCAACAGAUUUGAUGCUGCUGCAAGGCCGCACGUCCAAGUCUAACGAGACGAUCUCGACGUGGGUCUCGCUUCCAUCGAACCAAGGAAUGGACGAAGACGUUGUUCGAGCGCAUAUUGUGCACUACCUUUCGUUACAUGGCAACGAAAGAAUCGAGCGUGUGGUUCAGAGUACGGCGAGAAGUUCGAGUCGUGGGGGUGGGAGCGGAAACGUGGGUGGCAGUCAGUCCGGGGAGGCAGAGAUCAUCUAUAUCCUGCAAACGAAGCACAACGCGUACGAAUGUCGACCACAAUGGUCCCGUUUGGCACUCUUCAAGGCGCUCUGUGCUCGCUCCAUUGCGCUUCGUGACGCCUUGUCCAUCGGCUACGCUCUUGGUAUCGACAUGGCUUCACUAUGUCAGGUGGUUGCCAACACUUUGUACACCAAUGUGAUCGACGGCAGUACAACCGCAGACACCGAGUUUGUUCAGUGGGUACGUGAACUCUUUGAAGUCUCCCGAGUUAUGCCGUCCAGUGCUGUGGAGCAGUUGACUGCGAUGGGAGGUGUGCAGAGCGCUAUUGACUAUGCCCAGCAUGUGCUUUCAAAGCCUGUGCGCGACUCGAUAUAUGAUGGAGGGGAAAGAAGACGUGUCGCUUUGCUGCUGGUGGAUCUGGUCUUUCAGCAGCAGCUACAGAAAGAUACAUCGCAUGAUACUGAAGCAGGGCAGGUGCAGUCUCUAGAAAGGCAAGAUAAAGAGCGUGAAGCGUGGCUCGUCGAAUUCCUGGAGACUAAUCGAGAUUACAUGACCACAGACAUCGUGGACCUCUGUCUUUCCCAGCAGCAUGUGGAUAAGGCGAUCCUUGUAGCAACUCGACGAGAUGAGGUGCCGAGUGUUCUUGAGAAGAUUGUCAGUCAGGGACUGGCCUCCGCAGUGUCUGAGAAGCUAUUGCGUUCUCUUCUUGAAUCUGGCCACGCUGCUGCGCUUACGGCUCCAUCCAGUCGCUUAAUUCUGCGGUCAUUUCCGAUCGAAGCUCAAGUGGAAGUUCUGUUGGCGCACCCACCUGCUAUUCUUCAGCAUCGAGACUGGCUGGAGCGUAACUUGGCUGCAAUCUCUCCUCAGCUUUGCCGUCAGCUUGCUGGCAAGAUUAACCCUGCACAGCCAGAAAGCGCAGAGUUAGCUGCCUCAGCUACGGUGGAGGAGUCUUCGUCAGCGAAGACUGGGGUACAUUCUGAAGUUUCCACGUCCGAGUUCAUAAAGGUGGUUCCAGAAGAGCAGGUGGAGCUCUUUCUCACUCUCCUCCUGCACUUGAAUUGUCGAACACAAGACGAUGAAGCAGAAAGUGACGAUGAGUUCUCGCAAUCGAGACUUGAGACGCUCCUGAAGGACUUGGCAUCGCAGUAUCGCCCACCUAUCAUGGUGUCUCGAUGUAUUGAUUACGAGAAUUGGACUGCGGCGGCCUGUAUUUAUGAAGCUCACGGAGAACUGGUGGAAGCGCUUGAGUGUCGCCUGCAUUCACACAACGCGCGUAAUUCCCAGCCGACAUUUGAGGACGCUAUCACUCGCCGCCGUCAGCAGUCGAAUGACUCGGUUAGCAGCGCUAUAUCUGACGAAUCCGACUUCCAAGAGCAGAUGCGUGAAGAACUGUUGCAGCUGCUGAACUCGUUGGUCGUGCAGAGUCACAGCUCUGAAGUCAUUUCGGCACAGAUCCGUGCUGCUAUCCUUGCUCGUAUCCUGGUCAAGUGGUUUGACUAUGGUCUUAAGCGCACUGUCUUGGAGGUUUUCCUCAUCGACCCCGACGUAUUCAAGCACGUAUCAUCAUUACUUGCCCAGAUCUUCUUCUCGGAAGUUGUGGAGUCCAUUCUAUCAUCAACGUCGACUGCAAACAGAUCCAGUCAAGGGUUCGAUGACCGCGACAAGGAGUGGGUGUACAAGUGUCAGCAACUGCCGUUCUCAGGACAAUUCCUUUUCCGAGUCUGCGUGUCAUUCUUGGAUAGAAACCACGAGAACCCAGAGCCGGAGCCACCGACUCGGAAGCUGCUGGAGCUCGUGAAGACCAACGUCGUUGAGAACGAUCUAUCGCAUGGUGUCGUUCCUAUAACUCCUCAUUCAGCGCAAGCUCUUGGGAAGACCGAUCCACUAGAGACUCACGUCAAGGCGUUCACAUGCGGUCACUUGUUCCCGAAGCGUGUGUUCGAAGAAGAAGUGGUGCCAGAAUUUGAGAAACGCAUGAAUGCUCUGCCAAUGCCACUAUUUGCAACCAAGCAAGCGUUCACCCGCGAGUUCAAGCGUGGCGCUAGCGAGACUCCAUGUCCAGUGUGCAGCUUCAACAAGAUCAGUCAAGUCGUGUUCCAGCAGUACAAGGCGAGCCACAAGGAAGGUCCAGUGCAAGCAAGACGACAGCAGAAGGUGCCGUACUAUUUCCUGCAUCGAGAAGCCAGCGAACGUCUCGGCUUCUCAGCUGAAGUACAGAGCACCAAGCCAAUGAAGCACGAAGCUUGGGAAUGGAGAGAGCAACGAUCAUCGUAAGAAUAGGUGAAGCGGUUCAUGAUACAUCGUGUUUGUGCCUUUAAUUCUGACGUCGAUAAGUUAGUGGGCGUCUGUGCAUGUACACAGCAAAACUGGGCGUUUAUCUUUUCCGCUUCUUGCCACGCUUGGCACGGAUCUCGGCGUUGCGCUUGUCGCUCUUCAUACGCGGAUCCACAAGCUUCACCUUGCCCUUGCCGGCCUUCUU